UUCUCUUCACCACUACCUCUACAAAAUCAUCUCUCAACUCAACCACUCAACACACCACAAAAAUGGCCAUCAGAAAAUCAAACAAGCUUCCCCAACAUGCAGUCUUGAAGCAAAUCCUCAAGAGGUGUUCCAGCAUGGGAAGGAAACACGGGUACGAUGAUGAUGGUCUUCCCGUGGAUGUCCCAAAAGGACACUUCGCUGUUUACGUGGGAGAAAACAGAACUAGGUACAUUGUGCCAAUCUCAUUCUUGGCUCACCCCGAGUUCCAAUCUCUCCUAAGACAAGCUGAAGAAGAAUUUGGCUUCGAUCACGAGAUGGGUCUCACUAUUCCUUGUGAAGAAGUUGUCUUCAGGUCUCUAACAUCCACGUUGAGAUGAAACAACGACAACAACAACAACUACUACUUCGUACGUACGAGGUUUACCAUGAUGAUAUGAUGGUUCUGACUGAAGAGGAUGGCCAAGAAGCACCACCACCACCCUUUUGCUUCUUUUUUCUCCCUUCGUCAUUGCCACUUUCAUUCGCCUCGUUCACAUUCUUCAUCUGCUAUUCUUAAUUUUCCAUCUCAUUCUUUUCUUUUUCCUUUUUUUUUUUUGUGGGUUUGUCGCAACAACCUGUUAUGAUGUCAAUUAUGUGACUCUAACUUUGUUUCCAUGAAGAUUUCAUGGGUAGCAAAUGUACAAAGGUUUGAAGUUUUCCUCGCAGAGGUUUCUAAAUAAUUAUACCCUGUGAGAGAAGUUUUAUGUCAAUGAAUGAAUGCUACUUCAUUUAUGUCUA
Cajanus cajan (pigeon pea) is the source of this 777-nucleotide messenger RNA. Its product is annotated as protein SMALL AUXIN UP-REGULATED RNA 12-like. The record is from RefSeq and is a predicted model, not a curated record. Gene Ontology annotation, biological process: response to auxin. Lineage: Eukaryota; Viridiplantae; Streptophyta; Magnoliopsida; Fabales; Fabaceae.